GGGGAGGAGGGUUGCACAUUUUACAGCUCACUGACCAUUUGGCGAUCCAUUGAGAGGAGGGUUUGGAAAAGUGGCUCCUUUGUGACAGCUCUCGCCAGAUUGGGGGGCUGCUCAUUUGCAUCUCAUUAGUUAUGCGAGCGGCCGGCGGGAUUUAAGGGCGGCAGGCGCCUGCCUCGGCCAGAUCCUCCGGCGUGCACCCGCGGUUACCCUGUCUGACCGACCGAGGCAGGUCACGGCAGAGCACCGGUGCGGCACGGAGCCUCCCACGCUUCGGCCUCCGGUCCUGGGUGUGUGUUCUCGCAUGGCAUUGGCUGAAUUCUUGGGGAAGACGCGAGGCUUUGCGGUGGCGCAAGAGAUACCGGUCCAGAACACUCUGGGAGCGGCAGCGGCCGCCGAGUGACGCCCGGCCGGGAGGGAAACCAGGGCGCGCGCCGCAGUUCUUGCCACCACCGCCGUCCGUUCCCACCGCGCCCCUCGGGGCCCCGGAUUAUCGCCUCACCGGUGGGAUUUCCAGACCGCCGCUCUCUAAUAGGCCUCUGAAGGAAGCCACUGCAAGCUCUCUUGGGAAUUAAGCUGAACAUCUGGACUCUCUUUCCUCUGUGUCUUCUCUCCUUUCUCCUCUUUCCCUCCACGAAGACGCUUAAGACAAAACCAGAACGCCGGCGACCCUCACCUACUCGUGAACUGGAAGCCAGAAGAGGAAACCGAAAGUUGCCCUCUCUCAGUGCCUCGCAGAUCUGUCAGUCAGGGACAUAUCUGAAGCACCGCACCCUCUUUAAGCAACUGGCUCUGAUUACCACACCUGGAGCGGAGGGACGCCUUCUCCCCCGUGCUCCUAGGGUCACAUAGACUUUCCUGGCAUUCCUGGGUCUUUGAAGAAAGGAGAAAAGAGGAUACUCUAGGAGAGCAAGGGCGUCCAGCGGUACCAUGGGCCGUCGGAGCGCUCUAGCCCUAGCCGUGGUCUCGGCCCUGCUGUGCCAGGUCUGGAGCUCUGGCGUGUUUGAGCUGAAGCUGCAGGAGUUCGUCAACAAGAAGGGGCUGCUGGGGAACCGCAACUGCUGCCGCGGGGGCUCAGGCCCGCCGUGCGCCUGCAGGACCUUCUUCCGCGUGUGCCUCAAGCACUAUCAGGCCAGCGUGUCCCCGGAGCCACCCUGCACCUACGGCAGCGCGGUCACGCCAGUGCUGGGUGUCGACUCCUUCAGCUUGCCUGAUGGCGCAGGCAUCGACCCUGCCUUCAGCAACCCCAUCCGUUUCCCCUUCGGCUUCACCUGGCCAGGUACCUUCUCUCUGAUCAUUGAAGCCAUGCACACAGAUUCUCCCGAUGACCUCGCAACAGAAAAUCCAGAAAGGCUCAUCAGCAGACUGACCACGCAGAGGCAUCUGACGGUAGGAGAAGAGUGGUCUCAGGACCUUCACAGCAGCGGACGCACAGACCUCCGGUACUCUUACCGUUUUGUGUGUGAUGAACACUACUAUGGAGAAGGUUGCUCUGUGUUCUGCCGACCCCGAGACGAUGCUUUUGGCCACUUCACCUGCGGGGAGAGAGGAGAGAAGGUGUGCGACCCUGGCUGGAAAGGCCAAUACUGCACUCAACCAAUCUGUCUGCCAGGGUGUGAUGACCAACAUGGAUUUUGUGACAAGCCAGGGGAAUGCAAGUGCCGAGUUGGCUGGCAGGGCCGCUACUGUGAUGAGUGCAUCCGAUACCCAGGCUGUCUCCAUGGCACCUGCCAGCAGCCCUGGCAGUGUAACUGCCAGGAAGGCUGGGGAGGCCUUUUCUGCAACCAGGACCUGAACUACUGCACCCACCACAAGCCAUGCAGGAACGGAGCCACUUGCACCAACACGGGCCAGGGGAGUUACACCUGCUCCUGUCGACCUGGGUAUACAGGUGCUAACUGUGAGCUGGAAGUAGAUGAGUGUGCACCAAGCCCCUGCAGGAAUGGAGGGAGCUGCACGGACCUUGAGGACAGCUACUCUUGCACCUGCCCUCCUGGCUUCUAUGGCAAGGUCUGUGAGCUGAGCGCCAUGACUUGUGCAGAUGGUCCCUGCUUCAACGGGGGACGGUGCUCAGAUAACCUUGACGGAGGCUACACCUGCCAUUGCCCUUCAGGCUUCUCCGGCUUCAACUGUGAGAAGAAGAUGGAUCUCUGCAGCUCUUCCCCCUGUUCUAAUGGUGCCAAGUGUGUGGACCUCGGCAAUACCUACCUAUGCCGAUGCCAGGCUGGCUUCUCUGGGAGAUACUGUGAGGAGAAUGUGGAUGACUGUGCCUCCUCCCCGUGUGCAAACGGGGGCACCUGCCGGGAUAGUGUGAAUGAUUUCUCCUGUACCUGCCCACCUGGUUACACAGGCAGGAAUUGCAGUUCCCCUGUCAGCAGAUGUGAGCAUGCUCCCUGCCACAAUGGGGCCACGUGCCACCAGAGCGGCCAACGCUACAUGUGUGAGUGCGCCCAGGGUUAUGGAGGCCCCAACUGCCAGUUCCUGCUCCCUGAGCCACCACAGGGCCCCGUGGUGGUGGACCUUAGUGAGAGGCAUAUGGAGAGCCAGGGCGGGCCUUUCCCCUGGGUGGCAGUGUACGCUGGGGUGGUACUCGUCCUCAUGCUACUGCUGGGCUGUGCUGCUGUGGUCGUCUGCGUCCGGCUGAAGCUCCAGAAACACCAGCCCCCACCUGAUCCUUGUGGGGGAGAGACAGAGACCAUGAACAACCUGGCCAAUUGCCAGCGCGAGAAAGAUGUUUCCGUCAGCAUCAUUGGGGCUACACAGAUCAAGAACACCAACAAGAAGGCGGACUUUCACGGGGACCAUGGUGCCGACGAGAGCCGCUUUAAGGCCCGAUACCCUGCUGUGGACUAUAACCUCGUUCGAGACCUCAAGGGAGAUGAAGCCACCAUCAGGGAUGCACACAGCAAACGUGACACCAAGUGCCAGUCACAGAGCUCUGCAGGAGAAGAGAAGGGAACUUCGACACUCAGGGGUGGAGAGGUCCCUGACAGAAAAAGGCCCGAGUCUGUCUACUCUGCUUCAAAGGACACCAAGUACCAGUCAGUAUAUGUCCUAUCUGCACAGAAGGAUGAGUGCAUCAUAGCAACUGAGGUGUAAGAUGGAAGCGAUGUGGCAAAAA
Phodopus roborovskii (desert hamster) is the source of this 3118-nucleotide messenger RNA. RefSeq names its product delta like canonical Notch ligand 1 (gene Dll1). The record is from RefSeq and is a predicted model, not a curated record. The transcript has 11 exons. Lineage: Eukaryota; Metazoa; Chordata; Mammalia; Rodentia; Cricetidae. Gene Ontology annotation, biological process: heterophilic cell-cell adhesion; establishment or maintenance of epithelial cell apical/basal polarity; Notch signaling pathway. Gene Ontology annotation, cellular component: protein-containing complex; plasma membrane. Bases 928 to 3096 code for a protein of 722 amino acids. Gene Ontology annotation, molecular function: calcium ion binding.